Molecule: messenger RNA, 768 nt
Organism: Tarenaya hassleriana
Lineage: Eukaryota; Viridiplantae; Streptophyta; Magnoliopsida; Brassicales; Cleomaceae
Product: auxin-responsive protein SAUR41
Exons: 2
Coding region: 118-558 (146 amino acids)
Biological process (GO): response to auxin
Source: RefSeq, a predicted model, not a curated record
CCUGUACCAUCACCAUCUUUCUAUGUCUGCCCACUUUCUCUCUCUAUAAAUUUGCUCUCCAUAGACACACUCUCUCUCUAGCAUUUUGAAUUUUCUCUCUCUCCGCCGGAGAAAACAAUGAAGCACCUGAUCCGCCGCCUCUCUCGCGUCGCCGACUCUUCCCCCACCGAGCACCGUCACCACCUCCUCUCGUCCUCCUCCCGCCGCCGCCGUAAACCCCACGCGCAGCCGCUUUCGUACUCACGCGCCGCAGCCGCUGCCGCCGUCCCAGCGGGACACGUUCCCGUGUACGUCGGAGAGGAGAUGGAGAGGUUCGUGGUCAGCGCGGAGCUGAUGAACCACCCAGUCUUCGUCGGAUUGCUGAACCGAUCGGCUCAGGAGUACGGUUACGCCCAGAAAGGCGUCCUCCACAUUCCAUGCCACGUCAUCGUCUUCGAGCGCGUCGUCGACUCGCUCCGACUCGGCCUCACAGGUGAGUCGACGCGCGACCUCCAGGAGCUCGCCGCGUCAUUCUCCGGCGAAGAUCUGUCUUUUUUUGUACCCGGAGCUACAGAGUAGGUGAUGCCGAAGAAGAUGGAGGAGGAGAAGAAGAAGAAGCAACGCAAACGGCGUCGUUUUCUAUUUUUUUUUUUUAAAUUUUCUAAUUUUGUAAAUAUUAUACAAUUUUCGUUCUUGGAUUUUUUUUCCCCUUUUUUUCGGUCUGAUCGGAAUGUCUUGCCUUCUGUAAUGUUGUUGAUCUUCAAACAAAGAUCCAAUUGUUCUGGUUUC